AUGGCUGAACCCCUGUCUGGCCGCUUCGACAGCUUGGUGUACCUGCUGAACCGCGAGCAGCACACGGUGGGCCAGAGGACGCAGGCCAGCAAGCCCAGCAUCAGCCUCUCAGCCCCUGACAUCCUCCCCCUGCACUGCACCAUCAGGAAGCUCCGACCUUCCCGCCAUCGCUCGGAGGAGAAGCUGGUGCUGGAACCCAUCUCCGGAGCUGGCAUCUCCAUCAACUUCGCCCAGGUGGCCCAGACGGUGGUGCUGAGGCACGGGGACCUCCUCUCCUUGGGGCUCUACUACCUGCUCCUCUACAAGGACCCCAUGAAGGCGCAACCGCUGCCAGCGCAGACUCUGCUGAGGCUGCGAGAGCGGACGCGGGAGCUGGCUGAGAAGCAGUCCCAGCACCAGGACCCUGCCACCCUGUCCCGCUUCACCAUCACGGACCUUCUCCCAGACCUGCAGCACAUCCUCUUCUGGAUGGCCAACGCCAUCGAGGUCCUCUACUUCGUCCAGCAGAAAUCACCCACCUACAUCCAGAGCAUGGAGGAGGAGCUGGACGUGAGAGGCUCCAAGGAGUCUCUCUUCUCCUCAACCAUCACGGCCAGCGAGGAGGCGAUGACGGUGCUGGAGGAGGUGAUCAUGUACACCUUCCAGCAGUGUGUCUACUACAUCUCCAAGUGUCUGUACGUGUCCCUCCCUGCCCUGCUGGAGUGCAACCCCUUCCAGAACGAGUGCCGGGAGAGCUGGCGGGCGUCCCCCCCGCUGCCCGAGGAGCUCCGCAGGGUCGUCCUCAUCUACCAGGCCACCCUGGACCUGCUCCGCCAGUACGAAGUGCACCCCGAGAUCACCUCCCAGAUGUUCGCCUACCUCUUCUUCUUCUCCAACACCCUGCUCUUCAACCAGCUCCUGGACAAGGGCUCCUCUCUCGGCUGCUUCCACUGGUCUCAGGGGGUGAAGCUGCGGGCCAGCGUGCGGCUGCUGCUGGAGUGGCUGCGUGGGGCCGGCUUCGAGCAGUUGGCCCAGCAGUUCUUUGCCAAACUCGCCAGCGUGGCCAACCUGCUGGCCAUGCCCGGCUCCCAGCUGGUCCAGAUGUCCUGGCCAUCCCUACGAGCCGAGUUCCCUGCGCUGAGCCCCGCGCAGCUCCACCGGGUGCUGAGCCAGUGCCAGGCCGUGAUGGACGUGGGCUGCAUCGCAGCGUGGCAGCCCGGCGAGGAGGAGAGCUCAGCCACCUUCCAGCCCGAUGAGGUGCUGGAGUCCUUCGACAACCACCCGCCCAUCAUCCUGCCCAGUGGGGGCUUCAAAGUGGACCUGGAGGUGGAGACGUUGGACGACAACAUCUACCGGCACCUCCUUUACAUCCGCCACUUCCUCUGGAGCCUGCAGAGCAAGAGCCCCCACGCCGGCGAGGGGCCAUGCUCGGCACCCCCAAAGAAAGAGGCAUGUGCAACGCCAGAAGUCCUGGAGGUGAGCGAGAGCCCGGCCACCGUCCUGGGGAACAUCAUCACCCAGGAGGACUUCUGCUCCCUGGGGGGCUGCACUGAGCCAGAGGCAGAAGGUGCCCCCCCACUCUGCUUGGCCACCAACGGCUGCCCCUACGAGCCCCCCACCGGCGAGCCCCAGCUCCAGGAGAAGCUGAAGCAGCUGCAGCUGGGCAGGGGUCCGGCCCCCAAGGCUGGCACGGCCCCCACAGACCCCUCCUGCCUGCUGACACCCCCCACCACCCCCCUGAACUUCGACUCCGGGAGCCCAGAGUCCCCACAAGGCACCGGCAAAGGGCUGCAGGACCCCCGGAGGAACGGGAUGAACGGCACCAAAGGCAGCACCCCCGAAGGAUGCUCGCCCACCCCCUACGACUACCCCACGCCAGAGUCUUCCAGCCGCAGCUCUGCCACCGAUGACUUCUGCUACGUCUUCGUGGUGGAGCUGGAGAGAGGACCCAUCGGGCUGGGGAUGGGGCUGAUCGACGGCUUGCACACUCCUCUCUGCUCCCCGGGGAUCUACAUCCGCACCCUGAUCGAGGACAGCCCCGCGGCCGCCGACGGCAGGCUCUCCAUCGGGGACCGCAUCCUGGCUGUCAACGGCACCAGUCUCAUCGGGGCAGACUACCAAAGCGCUGUGGACCUCAUCCGCUCCGGAGGGAAGAAGCUGCGGUUUCUGGUGGCCAAAUCGGACAUGGAAAUAGCCAAAAAAAUCAGUUCCACCUCCUCUUCCUCCUAGUCCUUGUGGUACAAGGGUCCUUCUGCAGCAGCUCGUGGGUGCAGCUCUGGUUAAGGCUGACCUUGGGGAGCCUGGAGCACAAGAGGGAGGACCAGGACUCCACAACUGCCCUCAAUUUGCUUUUUGACACCUUGGCCCGGUUCUGCAGUGGAUGAAAGGACAGGCAAGGGUGGUACACGCUUCUCCCACCACACUGGCUGGGAGCAUCAUUCCUGAUCAAUUGCCUGGCCUCAUUUUAUACCCUAUGUUGUCCUUCUGAGGAGCUUUCCUGUUCCUUCAUCCCCUCUGGCAGGGGGUAAGAAGGGAGUGCUCCCCCAACGAGGGGCU
This is a messenger RNA of Calidris pugnax (ruff), 2535 nucleotides long. RefSeq names its product ras-associating and dilute domain-containing protein-like. Gene Ontology annotation, cellular component: microtubule. Bases 1 to 2208 code for a protein of 735 amino acids. Lineage: Eukaryota; Metazoa; Chordata; Aves; Charadriiformes; Scolopacidae. Gene Ontology annotation, molecular function: GTPase binding. Gene Ontology annotation, biological process: substrate adhesion-dependent cell spreading; neural crest cell migration. The record is from RefSeq and is a predicted model, not a curated record. The transcript is spliced from 13 exons.